Messenger RNA from Paramecium sonneborni, 626 nucleotides. The record is from the annotation of a GenBank genome assembly. Lineage: Eukaryota; Ciliophora; Oligohymenophorea; Peniculida; Parameciidae.
AUGAUUAAAAGACCUCCUGUCCCUAAAUUUCAUGAAGAAUGCAAUACUCCUAAAAGAAAUUAAGACCUGUACGAAUUAAUCUCAGAUAUUGUUUUCAAAAUGAAUCUUGAUGAUCAAGUUGAAAAAAAAUCAAUCUCCAUUUUAAAUGUUUUAUCCAUACCUAAUUCACAUAUCCAUGCUUAAGCUCUUAUCUACUAUGCUAUGAAAGAAUUAUAAUACAAACUACCUCAAACUGAUGAAAAAAUCCAAUAUUUAGCUAAAUGUAUUCAAUAACAACAUUCAACUUUAAUAACAACUCUCUGUUAAAAACUCAAAAUAGACUCACAAGCUACUACUGUUUGUGUUACCUUAUUAAGAUAAAUGUAGCCUCUCAUUUAAAAAUUACCUAAAUCUCUUUAAAAUGCUAUUGCAGUAAAAAUAGCCACUGAUAUCAUAUAUCUCAAUUAAGGUGCCAUCAAUAUCAAAUUAAUUGCUAACUUAGCCAAUAUCACUCCAGAACAAUUACAUUCCAGCAUUAAUAGAAUCAAACCAUUUGCUUUCUAAAUUAUCUAAGAUCUAUUCAACUAUUUUAAUCAUCAUUCUAUUUGAAUUUUUUUAUGUUUAUUCUAUAUAAAUCUCUUAGGCCC